CUUAUCCAUUUCUACUCUAUCACAUUCCAUAUCUCUCUCUCUCUCUCUCUGAUCUCUCAAUCCAAUAUGAAGAAGAGUACUGCCCUAAAGAUCUGGUUCAUGUUGGCCAUGCUAAUUGCAAUGGUGAUCACUCUUUCUGCAAGAGCAGAGGAAGAACAAGUGUCCAUUGCCGAGGAUAUUGACGACGAAGAAGUUGAGACAGUUUCUUCGCUGGAAGGUCAAGGAGUCACAACUUCACUUCGAGGGGCCAGCCGGUUUCUCACGGAGAAGCCGCGUGCGGCAAUGACAUGCGACAAGUACCCCAGAGUUUGCCAUGCGAAGGGCAGCCCGGGGCCGGAUUGCUGCAAGAAGAAAUGUGUGAAUGUGAAGACGGACAAGCUCAACUGCGGCAUGUGCGGGAAGAAGUGCAAGUACUCGGAGAUUUGCUGCCAUGGAAAGUGUGUGAAUCCAUGGAAUGACAAAAACCACUGUGGAAGCUGCAACAACAAAUGCAAGAAGGGGAGUGCUUGUGCGUACGGGAUGUGCAGCUACGCUUAAAAACAUCAGCAAUAUAUAUAUAUAUAUACGUAUGUAUAUGUAUGUAUAUUGUCAAUUAAGAACGUUCAUUUAAUCAUAUGCUAGAGUAGAUUGAGUUUAAUUAAUUAUAUGUUGCCAAUAAAGGCAAGCCAUGCAUGAUCAGCCGUGGUUGGUAUAUAUAAUGUUGUUGGAACAACUGUUUGUUUAUUCAUGAUGGAUGUUAUGGUAGCAGUAUAUUUGGUUGAGAUCUAUUCUACAUAUGCUGUGUGAUACCCUCUGGAUACCAACAAAGCUAAUAUAUUCGUC
This is a messenger RNA of Diospyros lotus (date-plum), 822 nucleotides long. RefSeq names its product stigma-specific STIG1-like protein 1. The record is from RefSeq and is a predicted model, not a curated record. Lineage: Eukaryota; Viridiplantae; Streptophyta; Magnoliopsida; Ericales; Ebenaceae. Bases 67 to 537 code for a protein of 156 amino acids. The transcript has a single exon.